Nematocida minor is the source of this 1173-nucleotide messenger RNA. Its product is annotated as chromatin assembly factor 1 subunit B. The record is from RefSeq and is a predicted model, not a curated record. The transcript has a single exon. Bases 1 to 1173 code for a protein of 390 amino acids. Gene Ontology annotation, molecular function: nucleosome binding; protein binding. Gene Ontology annotation, cellular component: nucleus; HIR complex. Gene Ontology annotation, biological process: chromatin organization; DNA-templated transcription. NCBI's taxonomy places the organism in Eukaryota, Fungi, Microsporidia.
AUGAAGACAAGAUGCACGGUGAUAAAGCUGAAUCUGCAGUUCCACGAAGAGUCUGCCAUCUUCUCAGUGGACACAAUGGAGAAAGAUGGAAAAACAAUCAUUGCAACAGCAGGCGGCGAUAAGGCAGUGCGUCUGUGGGAGUACGAGUACACGGGAGAAGAGCCUAAGGAAGAGUUUGAGUAUAAAACAGCACUUUCAGAGGGGUGCAAAAUAAACCACAUAUUCACGCUGGUAAAGCACAAGGGGAGCGUAAACACUCUGCAGUUCAGCAGAGAUGGCAGGUAUUUGAUCACAGGCGGAGACACAGGCACAGUUUUUCUGUGGGAUAUGGAGAAGAUUCUUCAGAGCACAUCGAUGGAAGAGGACAAAAAGUACGAAGGACAGCCUGUUCUAGUAAGAGAAGCGGACAAUUCUGACAUCUACGAGGUAAAAUGGUUCAACGACAGGAUUAUAGUGGGAACAUCAACAGGAAGAGUGGAACAGUACACAAUAACACAUCCCAGCACAGGAGAAAACGAAAAGACAAGCGAAAAAGAAAGUGGAGACAAAGAAAAUAGUGCAAGCAAAGAGAAAAAAGCAAAUGCAUCAUCUGUGAAGAUUCGGGUGAUAGAAGAGUACGCGCCCACCGUUAUUGCCAAGUGCAUAUCAUCGAAACAGUCGCACAAAGACGUGGUGCAGGGAAUAGCAUGCACAGAUAAAAUAUUCGCUACCUUUGGGAACGACCGAGUUGUAAAAAUAUUCUCAGAAAGUGGAAAAAUAAUUCAGAAGCUCUCCAAGAGAUCGCUAAUAACCGACAAACACACGCUUUUCUUCAGAAGACUCUCUUUUACAGAAGACGGGUCUCUCUACUUGCCCUCAGGAGCGUACGAGGGAAAGCACACAGUUCAUCUUCUAUCUCCCCCAGGGUACACAGUAACACAGACGAUACAGGCGUUUCCAUCCUCCACUGUAUGCACACACUCUACAACCGAUUUUUUGGUUGUUUCAGAGGGCAGGAAUGUGUAUCUCUUUUCAAAGCCAGCACACACUCUUUUGUUUAGAAUCCUGGACUGCGCAUUCCUUCCCAUAACAGACAUAAAAACGAUUAGAGAAACGAGGGACUCUCUUUCGCUCAUUAUCUCGUCAAGCGACGGGUUUUUAACGAACAUUAUUAUUUUCUGCGGAGUAGAUUAA